AUGGCGAUUAUUGGCGAGCUCCCAGGCGUUAAAAUCACUAUUGAAGUCAACGGCCUCAACGCACAAGAAUAUGAGGAUCAAGACGGCCCGACAGAGGAUAAGAAUCCCAGACGAGCUCAGCGUCGCAGCUACAAAUAUGUCGAGUCGCAUGACAACGCUCCUUUUUCCGUUGUCUAUGAAGUAGACAACAGGAGUAGUCGGCUCGCGGAUCAGGAAGCUCUGGGAAUUUUUCUCUUCGUCGACGGGAAUCAGAUGGAUAGCGUCCUCUGGGAGGCAUCUCGACAUCCCGGUGACGGUGCUGUCUGGCGACAUGUUGUCAGUGGAGCGAGGAUUGCUUCCGCACAUUCGGGGUUGGACUUUUUUCGCAAGUUCCAAUUUGCCAAAGUCACGACUGUCGACGACGCCGAGAACACACGCGUAGCCGACGACAUCAAGGUUUCAGAGUCACUCGGAAUGAUUCAGGUCUAUGUCUACAGUUGUACGAUUAAGUCUAAUCGUUUCGUUGAAGGACGGGCCACGCCAGCCGCGUCACAAGAUAAGUCAUUCGAGUUGGCCGAGAAGGCGCUCAAGGGCCGAGCCGUCUCUCACGGAACUUCAUAUGCCGACGGCGGACUCAUCCCGCAGACUCAUUCAGUAUCUGUUCAUUUCCAUCCGAAGGAACCCAUCGCAUUAUACAGCUUUAAAUACCGAUCCAGAGAUGCUCUCCACAAGGAGCUAAUUAUACCUCGCUCUCCAAGCCCACAGGGCAUCAACGGACUCUCAGAUGCUGAGAUCCGCCGAUUAGCUGCUGAGCGACUUGAGGACAUAAAUCAGCAGAACCGCCAGUCCCCCAUACUGAAGCGAGAGGCAAAGGAUCCCGUAAUUAAGCGUGAACACGCCGAGUUUUAUGACCUGACGGAAGAGCCGACCAAGCGGGAAUGGAAAAAGGUCAAGAUUGACAACAUGCACGAGGCUAUUGAUCUCACGGACGACUAG
Molecule: messenger RNA, 975 nt
Organism: Colletotrichum truncatum
Lineage: Eukaryota; Fungi; Ascomycota; Sordariomycetes; Glomerellales; Glomerellaceae
Source: RefSeq, a predicted model, not a curated record